Molecule: messenger RNA, 2047 nt
Organism: Silurus meridionalis
Lineage: Eukaryota; Metazoa; Chordata; Actinopteri; Siluriformes; Siluridae
Gene: terf2ip
Product: telomeric repeat binding factor 2, interacting protein
Exons: 4
Coding region: 262-1863 (533 amino acids)
Biological process (GO): regulation of DNA-templated transcription; telomere maintenance via telomere lengthening
Cellular component (GO): shelterin complex
Molecular function (GO): telomeric repeat DNA binding
Source: RefSeq, a predicted model, not a curated record
AUGUCUUCCAGGACCUGGGGAGAUGGUGGUACCAGUCGAGUGGUGGUUGAGGAUAGGAGGGAGUGUGGUGCAGUGUGGGGGUGAGAUAAAUGCUGUGAGGAAGAAGGAUGCUGGUUCGAUUAUUCGCCUUGAAGACGAUGGUUAUAAAUCUAAUGUGGACAGCUACAGGAACAUCGAGGAAAGAGAAUCGCGAAAGGUCGAAAACAAGUCGUGCAGUUGUGUUCUGGAUCAGUUGCCGAGGUCGUAUAUCUGAAGUGAACAAUGGCAGCUAUUAAAAAGGAAUCAUCUGCCACAUCUGCAGUCUUAUUCCUGAAUGCUAAAGGUGAACCCAUGCGCUUCUUCAUAAGACCUGGUCCCACCAAAGUGCAGCUUCAGCCGUUAAUAUCGAACGGUGGAGGCAUCCUCUGUCGGAACCAGGAAUCGAACGCCAUUCUGUUAGCCAAUCCUGGUGACAUCACUUCUGCAGUACAAGGUGCCGGACAUUUUUACAUCUCCACUCAGUAUGUACACGACUGUGUGGCGCAGAACCAGCAGCUCGACCUGGAAAGCUACAGGUUCAGCAAUUUACAGCCGAUCCGGACGAGGGCAGCGUCACGUAAACACAGAGCUACAGGACGCAUGGGUUACUCUAGGGAAGACGACACGUCCAUCUUGAAUUUUAUCACCAAGCAUCAAAAGGAAGCAAAAGGCAACCGGAUCUGGCAGCAGAUGGAGCUCCAGGGCAUCACCGCUCACAGCUGGCAGUCCAUGAAGGACCGGUUCCUCAAGCACCUGCAGCAUAGGCUGAAAGAGAAAUCCCACGAGAACAAAAAGAAAGUCAGCCCGCUGAAAGAGAGCUCGUCUUCUGAGGUCAGUAUCUCUCAGUCGACACAGCAAAAAAAGAAAGCGGGGCUUGUUUCGUCUUUCGAUUCAGAUGCCACACAGAUCAGCCAGGAGAAAGAGACAGGAGUUAAAGAACAACGAGAUCUUCAAGCUUCGCCUGAAGAAACGAACGAUCUUCAAGAUCCACAGCUGGACGAAGCGAGGAAAGAAACUGAUGGUGACGAUCCAACGAGUGAGAAAGAGCAACCGAGCGACAAUGAGACGCCUGAAGUCUCACUCAAAAGAGCCAGAAUGGACACGGACUCCCCAGCGAAAGACCCGUCACCUGGGCCAAGCGAUCAGACGUCGCCUCCCAGGGAGAACCAUCAACCUUCUGCAUCUUCUGGAUUGAGGUGUAGCAUACUCGAGAGAGCUGCCAGAGAAUUCGAAGACUCACAAGCGAAUGAUGGAAGUCAACAGGACCAAUCUCAGGCACCAUCAAGUAAUUCUUCGGAUACAGAUGAGUCUCAGAUCAUGGCGGCACGUCAAAGAGCAAUAAUGGAACAGGAAGUGAAUCUCGAGCAUCCUCAUGUCGCAGAAAAGCCUCCACCAGCUUCCCAAAACCACAGCAACACCCCAGGACCAGAGGAUGAUGAUAAUGACGACGCAAGUCCCAGCAGUGCCGCUCUACCCACGACAUCCAACGCUCACAUGUUCCUCUUUCAGCAGGAGUCCCAAGAGGAUUUCAGUCAGCCUUCUGAGGAAGAUCUGCCCUCACAGAGUUUAUUAGAGACACAGCAACAUGUCAUCAGGUUGAUGCAGGAAUCCAAGAAAAACUUGGUCGAGGUGAUGAAGGGGUUGUUAAAGGUCAACGGUGAUGUCACACUGGCUCGCUCGUAUUUGCUAGAAGGAUAUGAUGCUGAAGUCCACGGGCGUAUCUGGACACGAGAGGAUGACGAAAUACUCCGUUCAGCCAAUUCUCUCCAGUUUAAGAGGCUUCAUGAGAAAUACGGAGCCAAGAGCGUGUCUAAGAGAGCGGCUUUUCUGAAAGUAGACUUAUAGCAAAUAAAAAAACGCAACUCAGGAAUGUCAUUAAUUUUCCGCAGUCUAGAACAUGAACUAGUUUUUUAAUCACUGUCAUUUAUGGACUAUAGACGUUGUGACUAUAAAGCAGUGUUUUUAUAUCAGCAUGAUUUUUAAUGACUAUUUUUAAAAAAAAUCUGAAAAUAAAAUAUUAUUCAAAGUA